AUGAAUAAUUCUCCAAACAUAUUUUUGGACCCAUGUCCAAACAGAUUUCAAGUCAAUGUCAUUAAUGAAAGCCAUGACAAUACACUACAAUCUCAAGGCGAUCCCGACUCACAACGCUACGAAGAGACUUCUUUUGCAGACGAUGUCAAUAAUAGACUCCGAGUCGGCUACAGGCCUGAAAACAGAGAAUUAUAUGACAAUUUCUUUCAAAACGGAGAUGCCGCGAAAACAGAUGGGAAUUUUCACCCUUAUGAUACCCACAGCAACACGUAUUACCUGAAAACAUUUGGUCAUAAUACAAUGGAUGCCGUGCCUAAGAUUGGUUACUACCGAAACACUGGCAGUGUCAGUGGGGUCAAAAUUAACAGACCUAGUCUGAUGGAUAUUCACGAACAGCUGGCAAAGGUAUGUCAAAGAAAGAAAAGACAGAUAAUCUCUUUUGUUCUCUUGAAGAGUUAUUGGUAACAUAACCCGUAUAGCCUCAACUGAGAGGGCAUUAAGAAUGACCAUACUUGUAGCUCAAUCCAAUUCAUAUUUACUCAGAUGGAAGUCUAUAUUUAAUGGCAGGGGCAGCGAUCUCGAUAUUGUGGAAUACAACUCCCAUCAUUCCUGACCAUUGACCACCCUGGUUGGGACCGAUGGGAGUUGUAGUCCACAUCUGGAUGGCACUAUAUUGGGUAUCCCUGCUCAAGAGAGCCAGUGUGGUGUAGUGGUUAAGAGCGGUAGUCUCGUAAUCUGGGGAACCGGGUUCGCGUCUCCGCUCCUCCACAUGCAGCUGCUGGGUGACCUUGGGCCAGUCACACUUCUUUGAAGUCUCUCAGCCCCACUCACCUCACAGAGUGUUUGUUGUGGGGGAGGAAGGGAAAGGAGAAUGUUAGCCACUUUGAGACUCCUUAAAGGGAGUGAAAGGCGGGAUAUCAAAUCCAAACUCUUCGUCGUCGUCGUCGUCUUCAAUGGGGCCCACUGCCAGGUAUGCAUGCAUAACAUUGAAAUCUUGUAUGCUUAGCUGUGAGCUGGGUUAAUUAAAUUCAGUGGGACCUAAAUCCCCAACUUUCUUUCUAUGUAUGUAAAUAAGCAAUUUACAUACCCAUGAUUUUAUGUAAAAUCCCAUGAUUUUAUGUAAUAAAGCAAGGCUUAAAAAAAAGAAGCAGCUUGCAAUCAGCUUAACACAAAGAUCUAGUUCUCAGUAAUGUAGUAACUGUUCAGGUGGAGCUUCAUAUAAUAUACAGAUAAUAAGCAUGUCAGGGGAAAAGCUGUAGAGCUCUGGAUUGCAGGAACUGCUUCAUGGAUAAUUCCAUAGUGGGAAGGGUCCUAAGGUUUAAAAAUAUGAAGCCCACUGAUGUAAAACAAUAGAUCCUGUUUAUCAGUUAGCAUAGGGUUGAUACCAAAUUAAUAUAUAUAUAUAUAUACAGUUUCUUUAAUAUAACGUAUCCCAUGCAGCACUAAGUUAAAGUCACUCGGCCGUAUUCUUAUUUCAGUAGCAAAAUGCUUUGCGCCAAUGAACACAUAAGCAGGUUGCUGGUGACUUUGUUGUAAAAUAAAUAAAGCAUUCAAAUGCACAAUGAGUUUCCAUUGGCACAACUGUUGCAGUGGAUUCCUCUGUUGCACAACAUUAAAAUUCACCGGUCCGUUAGCACAAGAGUCCUUGGACUAGCAGACAGAGAACACUGCAUACAGCCCCAUAUGCUUUCAAGCUGUUCCUGAGCUGUUUGAGAAUUCUCGUCCUCCUCUGUAGAAAAUACCAUGAAACACACACACAUACACAAACACUCAAAAUUUGCCACCAAAAAUAGCAUGGAGAAUUUUUAGAGGCCAUGGAUAUAUGAAUAUAUCUCUAGAAAAUUCACACCAUCCAAGAUUCUGUCUCUUUCAAGUCCCUAAUGAAAUGAGAAAAUGAUAUGUAGAGAAAAAGUCUUGGCAUGCCUUGGCAGAACGAUGUUGUAUUCCAUGCGAGGGGAAAAGCUGGAGAUUUGCUUGUUUUCUCCUAUUUUGCACGAUUUGUUAUAGUUUUGCUAAUUACAGAAGGGAGCUAUCCAGGUCCUGAAGCGCAACCUCCAACCACUGAAGAUCUCAUUUGCUUUGGUGUCUUAUUUGCAGCUGGCAUUGUCCAUAUCUUCAUAUAAAUGCCAGACCCUUGUUUUCUUUUAAAAGGGGGAAAACUGAGAUUUUCAGAUUGCUGUAUCCCUGCUCACACAUUCUGCAUAUUUCCUGUCUUCCUGUGGAACCACAGGCUAGACACGCUCCCGUUCCUUUCAUCUGAAAGACAAUCAUACUAAAUACCUUUUAAAAUAAUUUUUGUCGUUGUUUAGAACAUUGCGGUGACUUCUGGUUCAGUUGACAAAUUCGCCAAAGCAGAUGACAAUACAGAAGAAGCGGAAUCCAACAAGGAAGAAGAAACCAAAGGAGGCUUUGUGAAAUUUGGAUGGGUGAAAGGGGUCCUGGUAAGCAAAAUAUAUAUCCUAGAAGAGACCCCUAGGGUCAUCUAGUCUAACCUCUUGUGAUGCAGGAAUCUCGACUAAAGCAUCUGUGACAGAUGGCCAUCCAACCUCUGCUUAAAGCCUCCAAGGAAGGAGAUGCCACCACCUUCUGAGGAAGUCCAUUCCACUGUUGAACAGCCCUUGCUGUCAUAAAGUUCUUCCUGGUUUUUAGUCAGAAUCUCCUUUCUGGUGACGUGAAGUCACCAGAAGUCCUACCCUCUGGAGCAGGAGAAAACAAGCUUGAUCCAGCUUCCACAUCACAGCCCUUUAGAAAUUUGAAGGAGGCUAUCAUAGCUCCCCUCAGUCUCCUCUUUUCCAGGCUAAACAUACACAACUCCCUCAACUGUUUCAUGCAAGGCUUGGUUUCCAUACCCUUAAUCAUCUUGGUUGCUCUUCUCUGCACAUGCAAUUGCUUGUGCUGGAGUUUACUUGCUCCGGUUAGUAUAUCAGGGUUUGUGUUUUUUGCUUUGCAUUUCCCCCUCCCUCUCUCUCUCUAUGGGCAGCUUCAAUUAGCACUCAUAUAUGUCCUUUUUUUUGGAAGGGACACAGGUGGUGCUGUGGGUUAAACCACAGAGCCUAGGGCUUGCUGAUCAGAAGGUCGGCGGUUUGAAUCCCCGCAACGGAGUGAGCUCCCCUUGCUCGGUCCCUGCUCCUGCCAACUUAGCAGUUGGAAAGCAUGUCAAAGUGCAAGUAGAUAAAUAGGUACCGCUCUGGCGGGAAGGUAAACGGCGUUUCCGUGCACUGCUCUGGGUCACCAGAAGCGGCUUAGUCACGCUGGCCACAUGACCCAGAAGCUGUACGCCGGCUCCCUCGGCCAGUAAAGCGAGAUGAGCGCCGCAACCCCAGAGUCGGCAACGACUGGACCUAAUGAUCAGAGGUCCCUUUACCUUUAUGUCUUUUAAAAAUUUCAUUUAAAGCACUGCUCUGACAGUUGUCUCCACAUGUUCUAUUAUGAACAGUGUAACUGUUUGCACUGCCCCACUAUCCAACCCACCCAGACUCUUUCCUUGAGUGGCAGGAAAAGCAUGAAGGAUUCUCUGUGCGUUCAACUAAAUGUGGAAAGAUUUCCCCUAUCAAGAUGUGA
Podarcis lilfordi (Lilford's wall lizard) is the source of this 3561-nucleotide messenger RNA. NCBI's taxonomy places the organism in Eukaryota, Metazoa, Chordata, Lepidosauria, Squamata, Lacertidae. The record is from the annotation of a GenBank genome assembly.